CCGGGCGGGCAGCGCCGGGCAGCGCUCGGUGCCUGCAGUGCCGGGAGGAGGCUGCGGGCGCCGCUGUUGACCGAGAGGAGCGAGAGGGAGAGCGGAGCGCUGCCGGCAGCCCCGCCCGCUGCGGAUCGGCUCGCUCGGCUGCUCGCUCCGUGUCCGAGCGUGCGGGCCGCGAUCGUGCCCGCGGUGCCGGUGCAUUCUGCAGCCAGGGAGCGGCAGCAGCGCAGGGUGCAGAAGCUGAGAGCACUGAGCGGCAGCGGGAGUUGGAUCGGCGCUGUUGCGGUGCCGGCGGUGGCGCGGCGGAGAUGAGCGCGGCGGGGAGGCGCUGGGGCCGGCGGCAGCGAGCUCUGCUCUGGGCCGUGCUGCUGGCGGCGUGGGAGGCGGCGUGGGGGCAGCUGCGCUACUCGGUGCCCGAGGAGAUGCCCAAGGGCUCGUUCGUGGGCGACGUGGCCAAGGACCUGGGGCUGCAGCUGCCGGCGCUAAGCGAGCAAGGCUUCCGCGUUAUCUCGGAAGGUAGUACACAGUAUUUCUCUCUGCACGGGAAAACGGGACAUUUAGUGACGGCGGAGAGGAUCGACAGAGAGCAGCUGUGCGAGAAUGUGCAGCAAUGCGUGGUGCGCUGUGAGCUGAUAGUGGAGGGACAGAUGCAGGUGUAUGAAAUCGAAGUGGAAAUCACGGACAUCAACGACAACGCGCCGAGCUUCCGAGCAGCAGAAAAAGAACUGAGAAUAAGCGAGACGACAGCCGCGGGGUCGCGGUUUUCCCUACCAGAAGCACAUGAUCCUGACUCGGGCCGGAAUUCCCUGCAGAGCUACGAGCUGAGCGGUGACGAGCACUUCUCGCUGGCCGUGCAGGCGGGCCCCGGCGGCGAUCAGCGUCCCGAGCUGGUGCUGGCCAAGGCGCUGGACCGGGAGGAGGCGGCGUUUCACGAGCUGGUGCUGAGGGCGAGCGACGGCGGCGAUCCGGCCCGGACGGGCACGGCUCGGAUCCGCGUGACGGUGCUGGACGCAAACGACAACGCGCCCGUGUUCAGCCAGGCGGAGUACACGGUGCGUGUGCCCGAGGACGUGCCCGUGGGCUCUGUCCUCGUCACCCUCACGGCAUCGGAUGCAGACGAGGGGCUGAAUGGGCAGGUGAAAUACUCGAUUGAGAAAAUUACAGAGAGAGCCUCGCACAUUCUGCAAAUGGACGGCGAGACAGGAGCAAUCACCCUGUUACGGAGCCUGGACUUCGAGGAAGGUGACUCCUAUGAACUAGAGGUGCAGGCACAUGACGGGGGAGGCCUUUUUGACUCGACAAAAGUCGUGAUCAUUGUGACAGACGUCAACGACAAUGUGCCAGAGAUUUCUGUGCGGUCGGCACUGAGUGAGAUCUCGGAAGACGCCCCAGCGGGAACUGUGGUGGCUCUGCUGCACGUGAGGGACAAGGACUCCGGGGCCAAUGGCGAGGUGCGCUGCUCGCUCGAUGGGGACUUCCCGUUCCGUCUGCAGAGCUCACACGGCAGCUACUACAGCGUGGUGACAGCGAGAGAGCUGGACCGCGAGCAGGUGUCGGAGUACAACGUGACGGUGCGGGCGGCCGACGGCGGGUCGCCGGCGCUGCAGAGCAGCGCGGUGCUGGCGCUGCGGGUGCUGGACGUGAACGACAACGCGCCCGUGUUCGAGCAGGAGCGCUACAGCGCUCGUCUGGCGGAGAACAACGCGGCGGGCGCGCUGGUGCUGACGGUGCGCGCCACGGACGCGGACUGGGGGCAGAACGCGCGCGUGCGGUACCGGCUGCGGGAGGGGCGGGUGCGGGGCGCGCCGCUGUCGUCGUACGUGUCGGUGCAGGCGGAGACGGGCGCGCUGUACGCGCUGCGCUCCUUGGACUACGAGCAGGUGCGCGAGCUGCAGCUGUGGGUGCGUGCGGAGGACGGCGGCGCGCCGGCGCUGAGCAGCAACGUGUCGGUGCGGCUGCUGAUCGUGGACGAGAACGACAACGCGCCGCAGGUGCUGUACCCGGCUUCGGCGGCGGCGGCGGCGGCGGCGGGCUCGGGCGCUGCGUGGUCGGGCGUGGAGCUGGCGCCGCGCUGGGCGGAGGCCGGCGCGCUGGUGGCCAAGGUGGUGGCGGUGGACGCGGACGCGGGGCAGAACGCGUGGCUGUCGUACGAGCUGGCCAAGGCGACGGAGCCGGGGUUGUUCCGCGUGGGGCUGCACAGCGGCGAGGUGCGCACGGCGCGCUCGCCGCUGGCCCGCGACGCGGCGCGCCACAGCCUGGUGGUGGUGGUGAAGGACCACGGGCGGCCGGCGCUGUCGGCCACGGCCACGCUGAGCGUGGUGCUGGCCGAGAGCGUGGCCGAGCUGCUGGCCGAGCUGGGCAGCGCGGCCGAGGCGGCGGCGCCGGGCGAGGCGGCCGGCAGCCUGACGCGCUGGCUGGUGCUGGCCGUGGCCGCCGUGUCGUGCCUCUUCGUCGCCUUCCUGCUGCUGCUGCUGGCGCUGCGCCUGCGCCGCUGGCGCCGCCGGCAGCUGCUGCCGCCCGCCAGCGGCGCCUUGCGCGGCGUGCCCGUGUCGCACUUCGUGGGCAUCGACGGCGUGCGCGCCUUCCUGCAGUCCUACUCGCACGACGUGUCGCUCACGGCCGACUCGCGCAAGAGCCAGCUGCGCUUGUCGGGCGCCAGCUGCUGCGACACCCUCCCGGCCCGGCCGCUGCCCGACGAGCCCGCGCCGCUGCUCGGGGAGGAGGAUGUGGCCGCCGCCCUCCCCGCCGAUCCCUCCGCUCCCUCGUGCUUGUUGUCAUGA
Molecule: messenger RNA, 2774 nt
Organism: Prinia subflava (tawny-flanked prinia)
Lineage: Eukaryota; Metazoa; Chordata; Aves; Passeriformes; Cisticolidae
Product: protocadherin gamma-A10-like
Exons: 2
Coding region: 303-2774 (823 amino acids)
Biological process (GO): homophilic cell-cell adhesion
Cellular component (GO): plasma membrane
Molecular function (GO): calcium ion binding
Source: RefSeq, a predicted model, not a curated record